UACUUUUCAUACUGUAACUUGCACGGGACAUGAUCUCAACUCUUCUCCAUGCCUGCAGCCUCUGGGCCCAAGCAAGCAUGUACGUGAGGGACGAGCUCUUGGAUGUCCACUGCGUGCUGCAGCUUGCCGUCGACUUGCACCAACGUGGCGCGCUCUCACCGACUCUUGAGGUGCUCGGAUGCCGGCAGUGUCGUUGCGGCAGGUUACACGUCGCAGCACCCAAACUCUUGCAUGCACUUUCCGACCUGAUUGCCCACGAAGAGCACUUAUUGCACAUGGCAAUACGCCACUUGGCUGUCCACGUCAUGCAAGACCGCUCGUGGACCCUGCAAGUUCUGGACGUCCUUCGUCCCGCGCAAAGCUGCCUGGGCGUAGUGUGUGCCAUAGAUACAAUGAAGCUUCCAUUAUGGCUCCAGGCGCAUCGUUCCGCGAUCCUUGAAGCCUGUGGCGGUCGCCACUACCUCGCCGUCCAUCGACGAUUCGUCCGCUCGAUGUUAUCACCGUCAUCACACAUCGAGGAGCUUACAUCCCUCUUACACAAGGAACCCCCCGAGGACGAUCCCGACACUGCAGAUUCCUACACGUCGUGCGACCAGUGUACGGUAUUCGUGCCCUCGUUGGCCGUGCCGUUGCUACCCCAUCUUCGACACAUCGGCACGUUCACGUCAGUUCGGCUACGAAAGGCUCGACUCACAUACCACCCGAUGACUCCGCUGCUCACCGCGUGUACAGACACGACUGCGGCGACGGUGCCAGGACAUGCGAUGUCCCAUCCUACAUCGCCGUCGUGGCUGCAGUUGGCUGCGAUGGAACUGCAUAUUCGCUUGGGCAUGUUUCACUACACUACUCGGCGGCGAUGGCCCUCCACGGACAUGGACACAAGCAGUCUCGGAUCACCAUCUUCGCUCUUGGUACUGUGCAGUUCAAAGCUAUCCAAGUAUCCCCAUAUUGUGCUCGCACCAGAACUUGAGGUGGACGACGCUGGGUCGGUGCCGUACUUGGUCGAAUGUCAUGGGGGUAAUAUCCCCAUCGUGCUGUCCAUUCCGCACGGCGGGAGUGCCGCGUGUCGACUGUUUGGGACGUGGCAAAAGGAGCAUUUGCAUCUGCGGAAACCAUCUUCGACUUCGAAGAAGCGCUUCUCCAACCUGUCGGAUGCCCGAACCGUGCACGUGGCUGCAGAAACGGCAGCCACGUUGGACGGAAACAUGCAGCCGUACAUGGUGCUGGCCAAGUUUCACCGCAAGUUUGUCGACGUCAACCGCGCCAUCCACGACGACGCGUACGUGCCCAAGAAAGCGCUUGCGGCUCGAAUGUAUGCGCAUUAUCACAGCACGCUGGUGCAUGUGCUGCAGGACAUGUGGCUGCGGUUCCCCAUGUUUGAUCCGCUUUUGCUCGACAUCCACGGCCAACGCGCCAAGACGUGUCCGACGCUCGGGAUUUCCGCCGUCGAGUCGAAAGAUAUAUUGUACACGGGCACUCGGAAUGGACGGACGUUGCACUCGUUGCCCCUGCUUCAACGGCAAUUUGGACUAGCGCUGGACGCGGCGUUGCGGCACCAUGGAUUCCAGGGCAUGUACCCGCCGCCCUCCAUGACCGUGCCCGAACGCUCCGAGUUUCUUGGUGGCCAUAUUGUGCAGACGUAUGGAUUUGGUGUGUCGAAUGUGAAUGCGAUGCAGUUGGAGCUGGGGACACACAUGCGAGGCACGGAAGUGACGGACGACGACAGCGAUACAUGCAUCCACCAGCGCAAGCGCACGGCGGCGGCCCUCGCGACCGCCAUCCAAGCGCAUUUGCACUCGACUGCAUUUGCCAAGUCUCACCUGUGACGAUGAUACUGUAGCUGCUCGUGAAGACGUAGGAUGGUCAGAAUAUGAUGACAGUGUUGUUGACUGCACUAGUGUUGGCUGUGGAGGUACAUACAUAUAGGUAGGUUAAAGUGAGUUGCAGUGGAUGGUGCAGGAUGGGGGAGGUCACUUCUCCUUAUAUGGCUUCGGUUGCCAUUCGUCUUGAUCGCUUAAAGCAGGCGGCGUGUGAGUUCCCACGUAGCUCUCGGUCCUUGUACUCCAUUCACCCUAUACUACCUUCCCGGUAGCCAAUACUACUGGCCCCAAGUGGGUUCACAGUAGGUGACAGACGUACGUGGCACGUACGCUGGCGCACUUUUUCAUUUACGCGUCGGAUCUCCCGCAUUCGCGUGCCGUUGCAUGCUCGCAUCCAACGUAUCGGUGGCCAUCGCGCCUGCCCCCGCCCUGCUUUCGCGAU
Molecule: messenger RNA, 2262 nt
Organism: Aphanomyces astaci
Lineage: Eukaryota; Oomycota; Saprolegniomycetes; Saprolegniales; Verrucalvaceae
Exons: 8
Coding region: 30-1826 (598 amino acids)
Source: RefSeq, a predicted model, not a curated record